Molecule: messenger RNA, 3264 nt
Organism: Cyprinodon variegatus (sheepshead minnow)
Lineage: Eukaryota; Metazoa; Chordata; Actinopteri; Cyprinodontiformes; Cyprinodontidae
Product: leucine-rich repeat transmembrane neuronal protein 4-like
Exons: 3
Coding region: 326-1903 (525 amino acids)
Cellular component (GO): plasma membrane
Molecular function (GO): protein binding
Source: RefSeq, a predicted model, not a curated record
AGCGUCCCCCUCAGCCUCCCCCAGCCCUGAACACAGUCAUUAUCAUGCCUCCGCAAGCUGGAGCGCCUCCUCUCCCAUCCUGCGUUAGGAUGCAGGCGGUAAAUGUGCGGGACCGAGCGGAUGUGCGGUGAAGUGGGGAGGGUUGACGCGCACCUUGAGGGAGCCGCUGUCCUCUCCGACAGGUGAUCACCGCAGCUGGGCUCCGACUUCUGCGCAAAGUGCGGUUUUUUCUUUUUCCCGAGCUUGAAUGUGCAACUAUUUGGGGCCAAACGCAGAGAGCGUCUAACAUGUGGAGCUGAAAGGCAUCGGGAAGACUUCAGUGAGGAUGAGGAAAAGCAGACGUCGUGCAAGUAUGGGUCUCUCUGUGCUUUUCAGUUGGCUUAUAUUCACAGUGGUGAUACCCACCUGGCUGCUCGCAGCUCCAAGCGGCAUCCGGGAGCGCCGCUGCCCCUCCAGCUGCAGAUGUGAUGGGAAAAUAAUCUACUGCGAAUCGAAUGCCUUCCGCGACGUGCCAAACAACGUGUCCGUGAGCACGCAGGGCCUCUCCCUCCGCUACAACAGCCUGGUCAACCUCAGGGCCCGCCAGUUCGCAGGCCUCAGUCAGCUGGUUUGGCUCUACCUCGACCAUAAUUACAUCAACUCCGUGGACGGCCAGGCCUUCCACGGGAUCCGCAGACUCAAGGAGCUGAUUCUCAGCUCCAACAAGAUCACGCAGCUGAAGAACAACACGUUCCACGACGUCCCGAAUUUACGGAACCUCGACCUUUCCUACAACAAGCUGCAGGUUCUAAAGCCCAACCAGUUCUUGGGUCUGCGGAAGCUGCUCAGUUUGCAUUUAAGGUCAAACUCCUUAAAAACAAUCCCCAUGCGGGUUUUCCUCGACUGUCGCAACCUGGAGUUCCUGGAUAUCGGCUACAACCGGCUCCGGAGCCUGACGCGUAACGCUUUCGCCGGACUCCUAAAACUCAUCGAGCUCCAUUUGGAGCACAACCAGUUCUCAAAGAUAAACUUUGCCCAUUUCCCCCGCCUGACUAACCUGAGGGCCCUCUACCUGCAGUGGAACCGUAUCAGACUGCUAACCCAGGGCCUGCCUUGGAUGUGGACUUCCUUGCAAAAGCUGGACCUCUCAGGAAACGAGCUGGAAGUGCUGGAAGCUAGCACCUUCCAGUGCCUGCCUAACCUUCAGACUCUGAAUCUGGACUCCAACAAGCUCAGCAACGUGUCCCAGCAGACGGCGGAGACGUGGAUCUCCCUCACCACCAUCAGUCUGGCUGGGAACUUGUGGCACUGUAACCCCAACAUAUGCCCGCUAAUGUCCUGGCUCAAAGCCUUCAAGGGCAACAAGGAGACUACUAUGAUUUGUGCUAGCCCUAAGGAGGCCCAAGGAGAGAAAGUGACAGAUGUGGUGGAGACUUACAACAUCUGUACAGCAACUCUGACCCCAAUCCCCUCAACGACUUUGCCUCCCACUUCCCCUUUCCAGCCUGAAUUCCUGCCUCUUCCCACACAGCUGUGGGUGGAUAACGAGCUGACCCGGAAUAGGACGGCCUCGCCGCCUCCCUCCGAAGCCUCCCCCACCGUCCCCGUCCCCGACACCGACUACGUGUCCUUCCACAAGAUCAUCGCCGGCAGUGUGGCUCUUUUCUUAUCCGUGGCUAUAAUUCUGCUGGUGAUCUAUGUGUCAUGGAAGCACUAUCCCAGCAGCCUGAAACAGCUCCAGCAGCGCUCGGCGGUCAAGAAACGCCAGAAACAGGCGCGGCAGACAGAGCGCUCCUUUAACUCCCCACUGCAAGAGUACUAUGUGGACUACAAGCCCUCCCACUCAGAGACUAUGGAUAUGCUGGUUAAUGGGACGGGACCUUACACGUACACCAUCUCAGGCUCCAGGGAAUGCGAGGUAUGACCGUUGCCCUCCAAAAAUCCAUUUCCAGUGCGAGGCAUGCGAGAUACCACGGCAGCUGAAUCCCCUGGCUCUGUACAGGUGUGAGCAGUCAGUGCUGGAUCAGUGCCAUGCCCACCUGUCACUGCACCACAAUGUGGGCAUGGAGCCCUCCACUCGGGCGCUGGGAGGUUCGGGACCAGCCUUGUACCACCCGGGCCUAAUGGCUGCCCUCCCCUCCGAGCCUGUGCUGCCUUGCCCCCAGACUCACUCCCACCACCGGUGAGCCGUGCACACCGAGAGGCUCUCAACUCCUGUAUUUGUGCAACACAGAGUCAGCGAACUGCUCAAAGGAAAUAAAAGGUUGUGUGGGAGGAAACUGGGACUGGUAACGAAGCAAAGGAGACAGCUAAUCUACCGCAGAGCAUCCAGGAUCCAGGGUAAUGAAAAGAAAACAGUUUUUUUUAUCAGGAAUAAAAGGGGUGCAGCUGUAUUGAUCGGUGAGAAUCUGACCUACAUGGCCCCACAUCUCCUCAAUUAGCAAAGGAGGCUGAUGAGUAACGCGACUCCCCAAGUCCUACGUUCCUGCCAGGGGGAAUAAGGAUAGUAUUUUAAUGAUUUGUUAAUCUUAAUAAACACAUUUCCUCGACUUCUCAUAAUCUGGGCAGCUUUCCGCUGCGCAAGUAAUGAAAUGAUUAAUGCUACUUGCAGAGUCUGGUAGCAGAGCAAAUGAAAGAGUGGCCAAGCUGAAAGUUUCUUCUGCUCGACAUAAACCCCCCCCACCCCGACUGGCAUCAUUUGUUUGUUUUUUAUCCAUAAAACCAGGGAAAAAAACAUAACAAAGAGUCUGAAUAUAGCAGACAGUAAAGGCUAAUUUAAAGUGUACAGCCUCCACAGAUUCAAGUCUGAUUUUUAUGCUGUUUUAUGAUGUGAUGUUGAACCCGUUCAGAUUCGUUCAUCACAGCGGAGGAACUUUCCACCACGAAGCUGCACUGCGACACUUAGAUAUUUACUUUUCAUCGCUCAUUUAAAUCACUUUUGUGGUUAAUGGUUUUGGAUUCCAUAACGCAUUAUUAGACCAAUUAUCUAACUGUGCGCUCUUAAAGCUACAUGUGUGAUCUCUUUUUAUUUGUUUUUUUUACAAGAAGUUGCAAUAUGCGGUAAAUAAAACUGUGGUAAAUGAUCGGUAACAGUGUCGUUCAUCAACAUGCUUCGACCCCAACAACUGUCUGCUGUGUUUAGACAACUGCGGAGGUGGGUGGAAGAAGAGGAGCGCCGCGCUGGAGGCAAGACUGUUUAACAACAGUAUGUCUUGUUUUUGCAUUAGAGACUGACCCCCAAUGGUUACUCUUACUUGUUUUUUUUCUUCUUCUCCUGUGACUGUG